Molecule: messenger RNA, 2434 nt
Organism: Thrips palmi
Lineage: Eukaryota; Metazoa; Arthropoda; Insecta; Thysanoptera; Thripidae
Product: host cell factor 1-like
Exons: 6
Coding region: 160-2190 (676 amino acids)
Biological process (GO): regulation of DNA-templated transcription; chromatin remodeling
Cellular component (GO): histone methyltransferase complex
Molecular function (GO): transcription coactivator activity; protein binding
Source: RefSeq, a predicted model, not a curated record
UCGGUGACUUUCCACCGUGAAUCUAUGAGAAAUCGUUCGUGCAUCGCUUGAGUUUGAGAAACGCUUCUAGCGUCGGCUUUCUUCUAGUGCACGCAGUUGUCAGUGCUGCACAGCCGUCGUUACCGCUCACCGUCGUAGGUAUUGGAUGAAUUGUUUGCGAUGGAGAAUCCAGUGGAAUCUACUGAAUCCAUGCUCUUAGAUGAAGUAAUGGAGGAAGACAGCCUGGCGGCACCGGAUAGUGGUAAUGCAAAUGAAAUUGGGUCCCUUGAUACUUUGAAUAGUGCGAUUAGUGAAGCAGCAGUGGCUACUGCCGAUGGAGAGCUUCCUGAGCACUUGUUAGAGACUGAGCGGGAAGCACCAACUGACAUUGUUAAUGAUGAAACUCUUACAGAAGACAUUGACGGAAACAACGAAGAGUCUGUGAUGGCACAGCAACUAGACAAUGAAGCUGAAAGUCUAGUGGAAGGUGAUCGUGACACUGAAAUGGCAGCAGAUGGUGGAGAAGAAACUAGUCGUUCUUUUGAACAUCCAGAGGUUUCUAGUCUUGAGCAAGUGGACGAGCCAAUGGAAACACAUGAUGAGGCCAUCUCCACCACAGAUGAUUUUCUGUCGGAGACCAAAGCUCUCAUAGUGGAAGGUGAACCCCCACAUCAGCUCAUGGAAGAGGCUGACGCAAAUGAGGAGGAAAAUACUGGAGAGGAUUUGGUUGGAACUAGUGGAAUUGAAGAGCCCUCUGAUGUUCCUGUAACUGCAGCUGAUGAAGCCAUGUUUGAGUAUGUUCAACAUAAGUCAGAAGAACCAUCUCAAGCUGAGGCUGAAGAAGGAAUGCUGCUUGAGCAGCAAGAAGAAUCAGGUGUGCAAGAGGCUCUUGAUCCGCUGCCAGAGCCACAAGAAAAUGAAUUGCAACCAGUGCCUGAGAAAAUGGAAGAACCAACUUCUCCUAGCAACAACGAAAAUGCUACAGAACUGUCAGAACUUGCUGCAGAGGACAGUGCUACAGAUACUGGUGACACUCUAGAGCUGCCUCUUUCAGAAGGCGAAAUUGAUAGUUCUGCUGCUGCAAACGCAAGUGGUUUCACAAUUUUGGCUGCAGGAGAUCACAUGGGUGGAUCAUUAAGUGAUCUGAAUGGGAAAUUAGUAGUUAACCCUGACGGCACUGUUCAUCUCCUCUCUGGGCAAGAAACCCUUCAGGGCAUGCAGUUGAUGGAAGGUGACGACAAACCUGAGGAAGAAGCCAAUGGAGAAGAAACAGCUGCUCAAAUGCAGGAAAGAAUUAGAGCUCAGCUCCAUGAAGCUCUCAUGAAGCAAGAAGAGAUUAAACAGGAGCAGGAGGAGAGAGAGCCAGAGACUUCUUCCGAUAGUCAACCAGGUGCAGAGUCUGAUGCUCUGGCUACUCUCGCUUCGGCAGCCCUUCAUCACCAAACUCCCUCUAAUGGGGUGAAAAAUGAGGUGGAGUCUUCUGACGUUAAAAAUGAAGGUGAUGAACCACAGUGGAUGGAUGUGGGGAUUUGUAAGGGGACCCACUGUAUAGUGCGGACCUUCUUUGUUCCAAACGAAGAAGGUCAGAGCUGGGAUAAAAACUGGCAAGGCGUCACUACCAGCACUCUGCCAGAUCACAGAGCAUUAGCAAAGUUGGAACUAGAAGCUGGAAAGGCUUACAAGUUCCGUGUUGCUGCCAUAAACUCAUCUGGUCGUGGACCCUGGAGUGAGAUUUCAGCCUUUAGAACUUCUAUGCCAGGUGUACCUAGUGCACCAUCUUCUAUCAAGAUAUCAAAAACAACAGAAGGAGCACAUUUGACUUGGGAUCCACCCUCCGCUGCAUCUGGCCAAAUUGCGGACUACACUGUAUAUAUGGCUGUUCGGAAAGCUACAACUGAUUCACAGGUGGUUUCCAGUGGAGCAACUCAGUUAGCAUUUGUAAGAAUAUACCAAGGUGUAGAAAACCAAUGCUCUGUAGGCUUUGAAACACUAAGUGAAGCCCAUAUAGAUGGUGGCGCCAAACCAGCAAUUCUCUUCCGUAUUGCGGCUAGGAAUGAGAAAGGAAUGGGACCAGCAAUUCAAGUGAGGUGGCUGCAAGAUGGAGCUGCUGCCGUCAAUCCUGCUAAUAAGGCAGCCACUGCACCAAGGCGUGUGGGACCUGAAAUUAAACCUCAUACUAGUAUUAAGAGGCUGAAGGGUGAAUGUGACUAACGCAGACCUCAUUGACAAAGUUAACUCAACUUUCUGUUUUUAUUUGUUAAUUAUGUAAGCCAAAAAGUGUUCAACGAUGUGACAACAUUGUAUAGUUUUACACGCUGCACCAUUAUUUUUUUCUUUCUUUCAUUUUUUUAUUUGUUGUUGAUUGACAAUUGUUUCAAAUUUGAAUACGAAUGUUUUCUUUCAUCCCUUUAUUAGAUAACACUUCUUGGAAUAAAGCGUCGUUUUAAUGAUCUCA